Alternaria arborescens is the source of this 1338-nucleotide messenger RNA. RefSeq lists its product as hypothetical. Lineage: Eukaryota; Fungi; Ascomycota; Dothideomycetes; Pleosporales; Pleosporaceae. Gene Ontology annotation, molecular function: ATP binding; ATP hydrolysis activity. The record is from RefSeq and is a predicted model, not a curated record. The coding region runs from base 1 to 1338 and encodes 445 amino acids. The transcript is spliced from 4 exons. Gene Ontology annotation, cellular component: mitochondrial outer membrane.
AUGAGCUCAAAUAAGAAGAGUAGCCUCACCGGCUAUCUCCCCGAUAUCCUCAUGGCAGCUGCUGCACCUCUGAUAGCCUACUUCGUCAUUCGCAACCUCCUCACACGCCUCGACCCUGAGGCUCAACAAAAAGAAGAAGCCCGCGCCAAAGCCUCUGCUGCGACGCGUAAACUCGACGCCAUCCUUACAAGCAAGCGGCGGAAAAGCUAUGGCGAGUACGAUAGCGAAGACGACGACACAGAAUCCAGGCCCAGACGGCCGAGGAUACAGGACCUCAACCUGAGCACCUACGAACAGACGAUUGCCAUGGAGGUUGUUGCGCCUGAAGAGAUUCCCGUGAGCUUCGAGGAUAUCGGUGGCCUCGACUCGAUAAUCGACGAACUCAAGGAAUCCGUCAUCUACCCCCUUACCAUGCCCCACCUCUACUCGCACUCUUCCUCGCUCCUCAGCGCACCCAGCGGCGUCCUCCUCUACGGUCCUCCCGGUUGCGGAAAGACUAUGCUUGCAAAAGCCCUCGCACACGAAUCGGGCGCCUGCUUCAUCAACCUGCACAUCUCGACUCUGACAGAAAAGUGGUACGGCGACAGCAACAAGCUCGUUAACGCGGUAUUCAGUCUGGCAAGGAAACUGCAACCAAGCAUCGUCUUCAUCGACGAGAUUGACGCAGUUCUCGGACAGAGGAGGAGCGGUGAACACGAAGCCAGCGGCAUGGUCAAGGCCGAAUUCAUGACCCACUGGGAUGGCCUCGCCUCCAGCACCUCCUCCGGCACAUCGACUCCCCAGCGGAUAUGCAUUCUCGGCGCCACAAACCGCAUCCAAGACAUUGACGAAGCCAUCCUCCGUCGCAUGCCCAAGAAGUUCCCCGUUGCCCUCCCUUCAGCUACACAACGCCACAACAUCUUCUCUCUCAUCCUACGCGGCACAAAAAUCGACCAUCAGAACUUUGACUUGAACUACCUGGUUCGUGUUUCGGCUGGAAUGAGCGGUUCCGACAUCAAAGAGGCAUGUAGAGACGCGGCCAUGGGCCCGGUCAGGGAGUACAUCAGGAGGAAGAAGGCAGACGGCACCCUGAGGAGCAGUAAAGGAAUGGCCCAGGGCGAUGUACGUGGACUGCGUACAGAAGACUUCUUUGGUCGCGGAAAGGGCCUGCGAGAAAUGGAGUCCGUUGACGAUACACGCGAGGAGAUGAACGCACGCGUACGCAGCACAGUGCACACUACAUCUGAGGAGUCCGUGUCCGAGGAAGCGAGCAGCAGCGAAAGCACAGCAAGCGGCGAGGACAGGUUCCGCGAUUCGGCAUACCAAGGCGCGGCCAACGAAGAGGCAAUCGUGCGGUAA